AUGAGAGGCGUGCUAGUGUUCUCGGGGACGUCGCAUCCCACCCUGACUGAAGCGAUCUGCGACAGAUUGGGGACUCUACCAGCUCCUUGCGAGCUGCGGAAAUUCAGCAAUGGCGAAACCAGCGUCAAUAUUGGGGCUUCUGUCCGCAAUCAGGAUGUUUAUAUUGUCCAGAGCGGGAGCAGGAAGAUCAAUGAUAGUGUAAUGGAGCUGUUGAUCAUGAUAUCCGCCUGCAAGGGAGGUUCGGCGAAAUCUAUAACAGCUGUUAUGCCAUAUUUCCCAUACUCGCGGCAGUCAAAGAAGAAAAGUCAUAGAGGAGCCAUUACGGCUCGGAUGCUUGCCAAUUUACUAUCAGUGGCCGGUGUUGACCAUGUCGUCACCGUGGACCUACAUGCCUCCCAAAUGCAAGGUUUUUUCGGUAAGCCCGUUGAUAACCUCUUUGCUGAGCCUCUAAUUGCGCGGUGGAUUCGAAUGAACGUCCCUCAAUGGAAUGAGGCGGUGGUUGUUACUAAAAACGCCGGAGGGAGCAAGAGGGUUACGUCUUUGGCUGAUGCGCUGAAACUUAACUUUGGCAUCGUCACUACUGAUAGAAGGCGGCAGAGGCAAGCGAAAGCCGGGACUAUGACCGACAGUGCCAUCUUUUUCGAUUCCGUUGAACAAGGCUUCACGACUAGCCAUGAUGGUGAGCAAAAGUUUGACCGCAUACCAAGCAUCCGUCGUUCAGUUGCCUCCGCCACAACUGAAAGCGGUAUCCUCACACCUCGUAACAGCACCUCCGGCUCCUCUGCUAACCCAGCACAAGAGUCGGAAUCAUAUAGAACGCCACAUCCGGAUAGCAUGCUCGCUCCGUCUACUCUCGCCGACGGAUUUUCCUCUGAAUAUACUGAUGAGCGAGCUCGAGAAGUUAUCACCGGCCGCCUGGUCCAGGGGCACCUUGUGGAUGAUGAUUACCCAUCUCCAGAGACUGCGUCUACCUCUGCAUCUGCUUCCAACCACGGGGCGGAUACAUAUGAGGGAUCGAUCCCAGAUCCCAUGAGCAUGUCUGCCGUGUCAAAUGUCUCAGGCUACCAGCCUGGACAUGCUCUUGGGGGAUCGUUCGAUGCAGCCGCAUCCUCUGAUGAGGAAGAGGUCUGUCCACAGAGAUCCGGUCAGGAACGAAUGAUCACCCUUGUUGGCGACGUGAAGGAUAAAACUGUCUUUAUUGUCGACGACAUGAUUGACCGGGCCUCCAGCUGGAUUGCGGCUGCAGAGACCGUCGUUAAGAAAGGCGGCGCAAAGAAGGUGUACUGCAUCGCUACUCACGGUAUCUUUGGAGACGAUUCCAUGGAACAAAUGGAGAAAUGCCCCAGUAUCGACUAUGUCGUCGUAACCAACUCAUUCCCCCUCCCUAUCGAGAAAGUGAGACUCAUGAAGAAACUGGUCGUCCUCGAUCUUUCAGCGCUGCUGUCUGAGAGUAUCAGAAGACAUCACAAUGGAGAAAGUAUUUCCGCCCUCUUCCAAUUGCACGGCUAG
Molecule: messenger RNA, 1509 nt
Organism: Trichophyton rubrum CBS 118892
Lineage: Eukaryota; Fungi; Ascomycota; Eurotiomycetes; Onygenales; Arthrodermataceae
Exons: 5
Coding region: 1-1509 (502 amino acids)
Biological process (GO): ribonucleoside monophosphate biosynthetic process; purine nucleotide biosynthetic process; 5-phosphoribose 1-diphosphate biosynthetic process
Cellular component (GO): cytoplasm; ribose phosphate diphosphokinase complex
Molecular function (GO): magnesium ion binding; ribose phosphate diphosphokinase activity
Source: RefSeq, a predicted model, not a curated record